Molecule: messenger RNA, 2169 nt
Organism: Sphenostylis stenocarpa
Lineage: Eukaryota; Viridiplantae; Streptophyta; Magnoliopsida; Fabales; Fabaceae
Source: the annotation of a GenBank genome assembly
AUGCCGGUUUCAACGCGGUCUCAGAUCAACGGCGAAAUGGAACCGAACCCCUCGACGGCGACGCGGCUGAGAAACCCGCAUCAUGGACUGAAGGAGAAGCUCAAAACGCUGACCCUCUUAUACGAGCAACAGAAACAAGCCUCCGCGUCUCUCAAGAACGCAUCUUUCAGGUUCCCUGAGAAGACCGUCAUGCGAGAGAACGCAAUGCCCAACACCACCGUAACAAAAACCUUCGUCCUCCCGCAACCCCCCUCAAACGACGACGACGCCAAGGAAAACGCCAUCAUUGGCGCGGAUCGCAUUGUCGGGUUUUCGUGCCCCAGAAAAACGACGACCAAUAAUAAUGUUUCGGUUUCGUGUUCUGCCACGGUGGCGCGGAAGCUCUCGAUGCAGGAAUUGGAGAGGGAGAGAGUGGAUGCGGUUUCGGAGAAGCAAGGGAAAGUGGGAAGCAGGAUUAUGGUUUUCGUGAGGCUGAGACCGAUGAACAUGAAGGAAAAGGAAGCGGGUUCACGGUGCUGCGUCAGAGUCGUUAAUCGCCGUGAUGUUUACCUCACGGAGUUUGCCAAUGAAAACGAUUAUCUCAGACUCAAUAGGCUUCGUGGACGCCACUUUACCUUCGACGCUGCAUUUCCAGAUUCAGCUUCUCAGCAAGAAGUUUAUUCUACCUCGACUUCAGAGCUUGUGGAAGCGGUUUUGCAAGGGAGGAAUGGGUCGGUUUUUUGUUAUGGUGCAACAGGUGCUGGGAAGACUUACACAAUGCUUGGGACGGUGGAGAAUCCUGGAGUUAUGGUUUUGGCUAUUAAGGAUCUUUUCAGUAAAAUCAGGCAGAGGAGUAUUGAUGGAAAUCAUGUGGUUCAUUUGUCCUAUCUUGAGGUUUAUAAUGAAACUGUUAGGGAUUUGCUUUCACCUGGACGGCCUCUGGUUCUCAGAGAAGAUAAACAGGGAAUUGUGGCAGCAGGUCUUACACAAUAUAGAGCGUAUUCAACGGAUGAAGUGAUGGCAUUGCUUCAACAAGGAAAUCAGAACCGAACCACAGAACCAACUCGUGCAAAUGAAACAUCUUCCCGUUCCCAUGCAAUUUUGCAGGUUGUGGUGGAAUACCGAGUUAGUGAUGCCUCAAUGAACAUUAUUAACCGAGUGGGUAAGCUCUCAUUAAUUGAUCUAGCAGGGUCUGAGAGAGCUCUCGCUACAGAUCAAAGAACACUUAGAUCUCUUGAGGGUGCCAAUAUAAACCGGUCUCUUCUUGCACUAAGCAGCUGUAUUAAUGCUCUAGUUGAAGGCAAGAAACAUAUACCGUAUAGAAACUCAAAACUCACUCAGCUUCUCAAGGAUUCACUAGGAGGAACUUGUAACACUGUCAUGAUUGCAAACAUAAGUCCAAGUAACUUAUCAUUUGGUGAAACUCAGAAUACAGUUCAUUGGGCUGAUAGAGCCAAGGAGAUUCGAUUGAAGGUAAUCGAUGCAAAUGAGGAUCAAUUGCCAGUGCCUGAGAUAGAAACUGACCAGGCCAAGCUGGUACUUGAGCUGCAAAAAGAGAAUCGUGAGUUAAGAAUGCAACUAGCACAACAUCAACAGAAGUUGUUGACUCUCGAAGCACAAUCCUUAGCUUCACAUUCCUCCCCAACACCACCUUCAGACGAACCUCUUUCCACUCCUCCAACUUCUGCUCAACCAAUUGAAAAACGAAGGUGUAGAUCCUCUUUCUUGGCUGGAACUUGUUUCACUCCAGAAACCAAGAAGAAAGGGCCGGAACUAGCCAUCAAAACACUUCAACGGACCGUGAAAACACUAGAGGCAGAGAUUGAGAGAAUGAAGAAGGAUCAUAGCUUGCAGCUAAAGCAGAAAGAUGAUCUUAUUCACGAGCUUUCACAAAAUGGUGGCAGACAAACGUUAACAACUGGGGAAGCGGGGAAGGGAGUGGUGUCUAGGGCCAGCCUGCGGCCAAAGGAACCAAACAAUAGUGAGAUAAAGAGUCCAAGUCAACGUUUUAGAUCUCCAGCCCCUACUGCCAAGAAACGAACCUUUUGGGACAUAACCACAAAUAAUAGUCCGUCAGUUACUACAUUAAAUGGUAGAAAAACUAGAAGUCAUGUCCUUGCUGAACCUACUGCUCCUCCUCCAUCCAUGCUUCUUCAGCCUGGUUUUGCUCGUCAAAAAGCCAAUAUUUAA